Molecule: messenger RNA, 3936 nt
Organism: Thyridium curvatum
Lineage: Eukaryota; Fungi; Ascomycota; Sordariomycetes; Thyridiales; Thyridiaceae
Exons: 5
Coding region: 1-3936 (1311 amino acids)
Biological process (GO): protein export from nucleus; RNA export from nucleus
Cellular component (GO): RNA nuclear export complex; nucleus; cytoplasm
Molecular function (GO): RNA binding; nuclear export signal receptor activity; small GTPase binding
Source: RefSeq, a predicted model, not a curated record
AUGGCCGCGGUGACAUCCGACGGCGCUGGCGGUCGGGCCUUGGCCGGCCCCCCCUCGAGCAGCCUGGGCGAUGGCGCGACCACGGCGAGGAUAUACGACGCAUUGGAGCUUAUAUAUAACCCGCAGUCGACGAACCAGGACCGGAAAGACGCCCAGAUCUUCUUGGAGGAGGUCAAGACGACGAGCCAAGCGCCGUCCAUCGGCUUCGAGCUCGCCUCUGCCCCGGCAAACUCGCCCAUCAUACGCCACUACGGCCUGUCGCUGCUAGAGGAUGCGAUCAAACACAAGUGGGCGGGGUACACCGAGGACCAGGUCGUGCUGCUGCGCAGAUGGGUGUUGCAGCUGGCCGAGAACGUCUCGAGGGACGAUCCGCUCUUCCUCAGGACCAAGGUUGGCCUGUUAUGGGUCGAAGUGGCCAAACGCUGCUGGGCGGCCGAGUGGAUGGACAUGGACAAGCUUCUGAUGCAGCUCUGGCAGCUGCCCGGCUCGCUCGUGCAUAAGGAACUGGUGCUCUCCGUGUUGGAGAUGCUCUCCGACGAGGUCUUCACCGGCGACGACGCCGUCGUCGCGCUCCGGGAAGGCGUGCUGAGCAAGGCCUGCGUGGACAUCUUCACGCCGUCCGCCGUCCUGAGCGAGGCAUUCCCCAACCGCCAGCUGGGCCCGAAUGUGCGCUUCAACGACGAUGGCUGGCUCGAUCGCGUCUCGCGUCUGCUGGGCGACUGCCUCGACGGCGACGUGCAAACAAACGACGACGUGCGGUCGUGCGCCCUCAAAUCACUGUCGGUCAUCUACUCCCUCAUGCCCUGGGCCAUACCCAAGGCCAUCGUUGCUUCACGCUGCGUACCGCUCAUGUGCCGGGCGCUGGCGGCGCCGCACGUAGCCGUGCAAAAGGCAUCUCUAGAGGCUCUCCAUGCGCUGUACUCGCGCAGUAAUUUUACCGACGAGGAGUUCACCGACCUCGUCGUGCCCAUGUACGACCCCGAGUUCAUCGACCUCUGUACAAGACUGUUCGAAUGGUCUACCGUCGACGCCGAAGACAUAGACGACGACAAGUACCAGUUUGCAAAGAAAUUCUCCGAGAUGAUGUCUUGUCUCGGCAAUUAUCUGGAGCGCAAGUUCUCCAGCUUGCCCGCCAACCUGGAGGUCCCCAGGUUCUUGGAGCUCUUGUUGAGGGUGGUGCAGAGCCAGAGCCUGGUCGUCUCGAUACCCGUCCUGGUCACCUGGACCCGGUUCCUGAGCAACCGCGCCCUGGGCUCGUCCAUCGCCGACACGCCCCUGAUCGGCCCGCUGUUGGAAGUGUGCAGCGCCAGGCUAAUCCGCUACGAGAGCCUGCCCGAGGACACGCAGGACCCGACCUACCUUCUCCUCUUUGAGGACACCGAUACCAUUCCAGAGCGCCAUGCCUUCCUCGGCAAUUACCGUCGAUACAGCUCGCAGGUGAUCGAGAGCGUGGUGCAGCUCAAGCUUGUGGACGCGACCCGCCACAUACUAGGCCAGGCAGAUCACGUCCUCGAGCACCUAUACGAUGGCCAGCCUCCGCUCGACGUCGCGCGCUACAACAAGAACUCGAUGCCCGCCCUGCGUGUCGACGCCCAGUUUACCGUGAUCGAGUCAGCCCUCAAGGGCUUCGCUCGCUGGAAGGCUUCUAUGAACCGGGAGGCCGGGCCGGAUGUCGACCAGAAGAGCAAGAUGGAGGCUGACUUUGAGUCGUGGUGCAACCGGCUGCUCGAUAUGCCCGUCGAGGACCCCGCUAUCAGGAAGCGGAUCCUGCAGCUCCUCGUCGCCUUCUCCACGACGGCGCUGGACAGGAACGCGGGCUUCAUGCUUAAGGUCCUCGAGCACAUCCUCCUCACGUGGCCCGCCCCGCAACCCGAGCACAAGCUCUUCAACGACGCCAUCAAAGACCUGCAGUCGGAGAGCAUGGUGGAGCUGCAGCGGCUUGCGUCCAAGAUGCCCGACCACCUCCUCGACGUGUACGACCAACUCGAGGCCAAGGUCAACGACAUGAUUGCUUCUGGCACCCUCGACAGCAAGCGUAAGAUUGCCUAUCAGAGUUUCCUCUUCAUCAUCGUGCACCGGGCGAGUCGGAUGGAAGAGGGCGACAGGCUACGGCGGCUGCACUCUUUCGUCGAUCCGGUUGUGGCUCAGUGGAAGAACGAAGAGUUCAAGCGCCAGCUAGCCUCCUACGGAGGGUUCUGCGGUCUGAUGGCCCUCGACCGGGCGCAGUCGUAUCUGGCUCGGAAACGCAUCCACAAGAUUGCCGACUGGGGCUCGGUUGAGCUCGACGGCGAGGGCCUCGCCCUGCAGAGCGAGCUCGAAGAGCGACAGACUCUCCUGCCGCUUCGUGCGACCAAGUCAUUUCUGACCUAUUCCGUCGAGAAGCUCGACAAGGACUCGUCGCCUUACCUCGCGUCCUGUGAGCUCUGGCGCGACGCGUUUGCGGACAUUCUGCCACAGCUCUUGCAAUUCCUCAGCCACGCCCACGCUACGCACAACCCUGCCAACUGGACUCUCCUACCGGCGGACAUGCACGCCGUCGUAGGCCAGGUACUGACAGAUAGGUUCUGGCAGGCGGGCAUCUCCGAGGGCAGCAAAGAUGAUUUUUACGCCCGCGUCCUGGACAAGAAGGGCACCCUCGAGGGCUUGGCCUCGACGAUCCGCGGGACGGUGCGUUUCGUGCGCGAGACGUGCUACGCCGUGCUGUACUGCAUGAGCCGGCUUGACGUGCACUUUUACGGCUUCAACGAGCUGCCGGGGCCCCUGGCGCACGCAUUGUUUGCGGACUCAUUCUGCCUGUCGGCACACCAGAUCAUCAACCUCCUCAAUUUGGUCCGCUACCUUGUUGACCACUGUCCCGUCGCCCUUCGAGACCACUUCCUGCCGCCCCUGCUGGCCACCUGCUUCCAGCAAAUGGACUCCAAGAUCAAGUCGGAAUGGGACAAGCUCGACCGGCAGCAAGGUGUGCAAUCGGACGGUGAGGCCCUGACGGAGGAGAUGAAGGCCGAGAGCAUCCUGCGACAGCUCACGUAUACCGCCGUCGUCAUGGUCGCCGACUUUCUAGACCCGGCAAGGACGAGUGAGACCCGACCCCCGCCCCGCCACAGCGUCUUGGCCGCUAACCACGUGUGUGCAGAUCCUCCCGCCGAACCAGCAUCGGGCAGGCAUCCGUCGCUGCGCAAGUUUUGUCUGAUGCAGUCCUCGAUCGUCGAGCCGCUCUUGGUCUUCCUCAUGCACGCCAUCAGCAUGCACGACGGGCGGUGCUGUGGCGUCGUCCUUCGCGUCUUCCGGUCCAUCGUGCCCGAAUUCACCGGCGGCGCGGCGACGGCCGGCAACCCACCCUCGGACCAGCCCGUCUCUGGCAGUGCGCGCCCCCUCGAGCCGCUGGACGGGUUUCCCAUCCCUGCCGAGACGGCCAGUGCCAUCCGCGAGUUCAUCUCGUCCGACGUCCUCAAGGCCUGCAUCGAGUCGCUCCACGAGCCCUAUUUUGUCGACCUGCAGAAAGAGCUCGGGUCUCUGAUUGCAUUCAUCCUGGUCUACUAUGCGCCCUUGUCCACCACACCGGCCAGCGUCCUGCUCUCCCUGCCCACUAUCAAGCCCGAAGACGUCCGGCAGACCAUCGAGUAUGUCGGCCGGCCAGGACUGCACACACGCCAACAACGUGCCAUCGUACUGGACCUCCUCAAAGAUCUCAAGGGCGUGAGCAUCUCGGAACAGGGCAGGCUGAGCAAGACCAACGGCUUCAAAGGGGAGGCCGGGCGGUCGGCGAAGAAGACAUCGCGCAGCAAGAUGGCCCAGGCGUUCAUGACUGCUCCGGGCCCUACGCCUAGUGGUGCGGCGGGUUUCGGCUCUGGGGAGGCAGGCGGUCCGUCCGCCGCCGCUACGAGGCAGAGCCCUGAUCUAGAAGGAGUAGCGGGCCUGUUUAAUACCGGGCAGUGA